CACACUUCUGUUAAGGGAAGGGUCCCAUGUGCUGUGUACAUAACAUUAGCAGCGGUCUUACUCGAUAAAUGAAUGGUACAAUAAUGGACAAGGAUAGCCUCCUCCAUGUGUUGCGGAAACAUGCCAUGCACACUUCAUGUCUAAAGUUUGUGGAGGGUGCCUGUGACGUGACCGAGGUGGGUGAUGGGAACAUGAACCAUGUAUUCCGUGUGGCUCACAAACAGGACUCUACGUCAUCUGUCAUUGUCAAGGCAGCCCCACCCUACAUCAAGUGUCUUGGUCCGGACUAUCCCCUGACUGUUCAUCGCUGUACCAUUGAGUACCGGGCACUACAGAAGUUCCACGAAAUCAUCCCCGGCUACAGUCCUCAACCCUACCUUCUCAUCUAUGACAUGAGCAUGUUUGUCAUGGAGGACCUCUCUGAAGGGUAUGUCAUACUACAAGCUGAGCUGAUCAGAGGCAAGCUCCAUCUAGCAGCAGUCAGGAAUAUCGCAGUUUUUAUGGCCCGUGUUCAUUCCGCAACUGGCCAUAGAAGCCCAAAUAGUGAACUACUGACGUCGUUCAGCAACCCAGACAUGGUAUCUCUGACGGAACAGUACAUCUUCACACGACCUUUCCUGAAGGAUGACCCAACCAAUCACAGCUCAGAACCAAUAAAGGCAAUCCUUCAUCUUGUGCAUGAUGAUAGGGAACUUCAAAGCAUUGUGGGAAAGUUUAAGCGACUUUUUCUGGAGAAGCAAGAAUCCUUGGUGCACGGUGAUCUCCACAGUGGAUCUAUCCUGGUCAGACCUACAGAUGGAGGUGUUAAGGUCAUAGAUGCUGAGUUUGCUUACAUCGGCCCAUCAGCCCUUGAUCUGGGUCUGUUACUGGCCAGUUACGUCUUCUCUUACUCUGCACACAAGGAAAAGGGCAACGAUGGGGGAGACAUGACGUUCUGUGAGCUGUUAUGUCAGGCAAUUCAUCUGACAGGUGAAACAUACACUGCACAUCUGACGUCACAGGAAAAUGCUACAUUGCACUUCUCCCAGCUCAUGCCGGAAGUUGCUGGUUUUGCAGGAUGUGAGCUCAUCAGAAGAAUCAUUGGGGCAGCCCAUGUGGCUGACGUGGAGGGGUGCCCAGCUGCCGAGGAACGGGCUCUGCGGGCAGGGAUCUGGCUACUGAAGAACAACAAUACUGUCACUUCCACAACAGCUUUCCUCAGGUGUCUGCAGUCCUGACAAACCCAGGCUUAGCAUGACCAACCUUCGCGUUUUUAUGUAGCCUUUACAAAAGGAGUUCAGGUUUGCAGGGGGGUCCAAAAUAACACUGAUCAAUGCAUGUAGCAACGUGCACAAUCUUCACCUGCUUAGUUUUGAGAUGAUGUCUCUUUCUGAAACACAGCUAACCAAGCAUGUCUUUGCUGUUUCUUGCAUGUAUUCUUAUCAAGUGAUGUCACUAGAAUUGUCUAAUAGAUAACUUUUUACAAUUAGUAUUGUACACUUUUCACAGUCAUAUGGAGAUAGAUCGAUAGAGUAACUUUACUACACAUAGAAUAGACUAAUGAAAUGUUUUGCUGUAGACAUCUAAAAACACUUAAGUACAUAGCAUAACAUCCUCCUUGUUUAUGAUGGAAGAAAUCAAUUUAUUUGUACGAAUAUGUUUAUUAAUCUAUCAAUUGCCUGUAUGCGUGUGGAUGGCAUGCAGCACUAAGGACAAAUAUGUUUUCGUGUGUGUAAAUGGUGUUCAGCACUAAGAACAGACAUAUUUCCUCUGGACGAUGUUCAGCACUUUGGACAGGACCAAGGGCAGAAAUGUUUUCGUGUGAAUAGUGUUCAGUAUUAAGGACAGGGGUGUUUGUGUGUGGAUAGUGUUCAGCAUUAAGGACAUGGAUGUUUCUAUGUGGAUAGUGUUCAGCACUAAGGACAGGAAUGUUUCAGUGUUUAGCACUAAGGACAGGGAUGUUUCUGUGUGAAUAGCGUUCAGCACUAAGGACAGGGGUGUUUCUAUGUGGAUAGUGUUCAGCACUAAGGACAGGGAUGUUUCUAUAUGGAUAGUGUUCAGCACCAAGAACAUAAAUGUUUCUGUGUGGAUAGUGUUCAGUACUAGGGAUAGGAAUGUUCGCCUUUGCAUGGACGAUGUACCAAGGGCAGAUGCUUUUGAAGGUUCGCCAAUAGUACAAGGACAUGUUUAUUUGUGUGGACCUUGUCAGAACCAGGUAACGUUACAGGUGUGUUUACCGUUACAGAUGAUAUAAACAAUACGUAUGUAAACGGUAUUCAACAGCAUCAAAAGUCGGUCAAUGAAAAAGAUGGUUAACAAAACAAAAACAUGUGGUAGAGUCUAACGUUAAUGUAACAUGCCAGCAAUACAGGCCAUCAGUCUAUCGUAAUUGAACCCCAUUUAUUUUUCAUUACAAAGUAAAAGCAUUCAUGAAAGUAACGUAAAUGUCUACCGUCGUCUGCAUCAGAGUAUCCCUGAAAAUAGGCAAGAUCUAGAGUAAUGAAAGAUGCUCGGUGGUGUUACCUCAGUGCCUGGCUGCAGACAUGUCUUGCAAACAUGUGCCUGUUGCUGUUGGUUGUGCUGUUGUCAAAACAACACGAACAUCGAACGACUAUAUCACGUACGAAAUAAACGAACGUUGUUCUGGAAUAUGAGAAGCUUUCGAACACACUAUUCGCAAAGUGACGUAAAACGUCCGGCUGUGUUUGAAAUUUCACACUGUUGUCAGAACAACAGAGGAACAGUGUUGUCCAACAGAAGAUGCCUCCAACAACGCGCAGCAGGAGUAGGGUGUCAGUCAAGGCUAGCACCAUCAGCACUAACUCUUCGUGGACGUCGAGUGAGAGUGAAGAAGACACCCAGGGUGCGCCUAGUGUGCUGUUUGUGCUACUUCAGUUCCUGUGUGCCGCGGUGGCUCUCGGGACGGGUGUGUACGGCACCGUUCAACAGGAUCUGUCAGCGCUGUGGCAGAAGGGUGACAUCAAGUCACGUCUCCUGCUUGCCAACCACGCUGUCCUGGUCUUGGUCCUAUCUAUUGCUGUCUUGGUGACCUGUGGUAAGCUGGUGUCGGGACUGGCUUCCAAAGUGCGACGUGUCCGCAGCUCUACCUGGCGAUCCUCGCGGGAAAACGAGAGCUCUGGCGUCACCAAGGUCUUCAUUCUGGCAAUGCUUACAGGGAUCUGCGCAUGCUUAGUUCUUUACGUUACGCUCUGUUACCUCAUCGCACAUCCAUGGUUGGACAUUUCUCAGACAACUUUCACCACAAGGUUGGCAGCUUCUCUAGCGGUAUGUCUCAGCACUGCAGCGAUCCUCGUUUCCUUGAUUGUGACCUCUGCACUUCUGGACCAACUACUGAUCUCAUUUGGACUGGACCCCGACCAGACAAACUUUGCCCUAAUUGUACAAUGCAUAACAUCUAAUUCUGCAGCCUUGAUGACACACCUGGGUCUUCUGUCCUCCAUGUACUCUCUGGCCUGGGUGUCCGGAGAGGCCGGAGUUCAGCUAUGGCUUCAGAGGAUAGCUCUCGUUCUGAUUGGUGGCCCAGCCUGUUUGCUGGAGGCGGUUUUGUUGUUCUGGACCAUCAAAAAGCUGACCCGCAUGAUCAUUAGUGUAGUCAGCCAAUAUGUCCAGAAGGUCAUUGAGAUCAUGAAUGCCAUCCGGCUGUCUUUGCCAGCCAUGUUUUUCCUGUCGUGCCUCGCCACUAGUGGAGCUGUUUAUGGGGUUUUGUUUACCGAGGAGAAGGCGCCAGAUGACGUCAUUUUUGCUGCCUUGGUUGUGCUUACUGCCAUGGCGAUUGCCGUGAACGUAGGACUGGGGCUGUGGCUAGUUUACGACAUCCUUCCACUGGACAACCAGGAGCAGAUACAACAGGGAGGAGUGGACUUCAUGGCGGCUUUACUGAUGGAGAUGCCAUUCCUACCACAGCAACCUAAGGAGAGCUAACUUAUCGAUUGGGAGGUCCUUAGUUAGUAAUUUAAAGGUCCUCGUGAACAGAGAAAAUGGGUCACAGACUAACUAUGCUUUUCUGUCAUUGAUAUUGCACGCAUUUUGAAACGGGGGCUGGAAUGUAAUUAUAUUUUAUACUUCCUGGAAUAAAUGUUAGUCAGCAGUUUCUUCCACAAUAAAGGCGUUUUACAUUCCACUGUUACUUAGCA
Messenger RNA from Branchiostoma floridae (Florida lancelet), 4133 nucleotides. Its product is annotated as methylthioribose kinase-like. Lineage: Eukaryota; Metazoa; Chordata; Leptocardii; Amphioxiformes; Branchiostomatidae. The record is from RefSeq and is a predicted model, not a curated record. Bases 69 to 1217 code for a protein of 382 amino acids. The transcript has 10 exons.